Molecule: messenger RNA, 1520 nt
Organism: Rhodofomes roseus
Lineage: Eukaryota; Fungi; Basidiomycota; Agaricomycetes; Polyporales; Fomitopsidaceae
Product: nucleotide-binding domain-containing protein
Exons: 7
Coding region: 262-1350 (362 amino acids)
Molecular function (GO): D-amino-acid oxidase activity; FAD binding
Source: RefSeq, a predicted model, not a curated record
AUAAAUUCCUUCCCAUUGCUGUCGCCACCUGGCGUCCGCCGGCAGUGCAGGUAGCAAGACCGGCAACCUGAUUCAUGAGAGGGGGCCAGUGUAUUGCAUUUACAGCUGAGUCGACGUCGAAGUCGAAGGCGAGACGCCGCGACUUCGCAAUGUCGGCGAUGUCGUAAUGAGCACGUGACGGGAGGAGCCCUAGGUCAGGGUUAGGAUAGCGAGUCAUCGCACACCAGUCUCUGAAGGCCACACUCUGGCACCGCUUCCACCAUGCCACAAGACGGCCCAGUUGAAGUCGUUAUCCUCGGCGCAGGCGUGAUCGGCCUCACUGUCGCCUACACCCUCUUGACCACCUCUCCCAAUGCAUACAAAAUCAAGAUCGUCGCAAGAGACAUGCCUGACGAUUUGAGCUCGCAGGCGUUCGCGAGUCCUUGGGCGGGGGCGAACUGGUCGCCGAUGAGAGGCUCCAACGACAGGACGCGGGUAUGGGAGCGGGCAACAAUCAACAAGAUGUGGGAAUUGACACCCCAAGGGUUGGCCAUGGAACUACCCUCCCGGGUGUUCUUCACGACGAACGAAGACCUCAGCCAAUUGUGGUACAAGGAUCUAGUCAAAGACUUCCGUGUCCUGGACCCGAGUGAAGUCCCCGCAGGCCUGCAAGGCGGCAUCGCGUUUAAGACCUUCUCCAUCAACCCGGAACUCUACCUUCCCUGGCUCCAAUCCGAGCUGCUCGCGCGGGGCGUGGAGUUCGUCCGCCGGAAGGUGCACAGCCUCGGCGAGGCAGCAGCGCUCGCGGGGCCGAACAGCGUCCUCGUGAACGCAACAGGCAUAGGCGCCCGCUCCCUGAUCGGCGUGGAAGACGCAGACGUACAUCCCAUCCGCGGGCAGACCAUCAUCGUGCACGCGCCCGGCCUCAAAGAGUUCGUCUCGCUCCCGCUCGGGGCGGGCAACCCCGGCGAGGCGACCUACAUCAUCCCACGGCCGUCCCCGCCUGGGGAGGUCCUGCUCGGCGGGACGUUCCAGCCGGACAACUGGGACACCUCGGUCGACGUCGCCACGGCGAAGGGCAUCCUGGAGCGGUGCGCGGCGCUGGCGCCGCAGCUGAAAGACGCGGAGACGCGUAUCCUGAGACACAAUGUUGGCUUGCGGCCGGCGAGGAAGGGCGGUCCGCGCGUGGAGGCGGCGUGGACGGACGUACCGCUGAAGAGCGAGCUGCUGCCGCUGCCGGAGAGCGAUGGGCGCGUGAACGGACGCGUGUUGCUUGUGCACGCGUAUGGAUUCGGAGCUGCGGGAUACCAGAACUCGUGGGGCGCCGCGCAAGAGGUGGCCGACUUGAUCGCAAGCAGCUUGAAGAACUGAGCGAGGUAGUAACAGUGAUGUAGCAGUAUGUAUGCAUAGGUGUAUGCUGAUGAGUAGAAGCAAGUCUUGAAGCUUGAAGCUUGAAGCUCAAGCGCGGCACUGUGACGCGUGCGUUGUACACAAGCGCCGUCUACCUCACGGUAACUGCCGUGGGCCCUCGCAUCGCUGUG